AUGCCGCCCACGGUGCACACAAAUGAAUCUGAACGGGACAAACGUCCGCAACGGACGGGCGAAAGGAGGUCGGAAUUGGUAACACGCGUAAAGUUCUGUAACACAUUGCCAGACAUACCAUUUGAUUUAAAAUUCAUCACUUAUCCUUUCCCGUCGACUCGAUUUAUACAAUACAAUCCGACGUCUUUGGAGAAGAGCUACAGAUAUGAAGUCCUUACAGAACAUGAUUUGGGGGUACACAUUGAUCUUAUAAACCGUGAUAUAUAUCAGGGAGACGGCAACGCAUUUUUGGAUCCCGCAGAUGAAAAGCUUCUCGAAGAUGACGUUCUUACACCACAAGAUUCCAAAAGAUCACGACAUCAUGCCAAAAAUGUGUCUUGGUUACGUCGCUCCGAGUAUAUCUCUACAGAACAAACUAGGUUUCAACCUCAGUCUAUGGAGAAGGUUGAAGCUAAAGUUGGUUACAAUGUCAAGAAAAUCUUUAGUGAAGAGACUCUUUAUAUGGACCGUGAGAGUCAAAUUAAGGCUAUUGAAAAGACUUUUGAGGACAACAAGAAGGUUUUGGAUAAACACUACAGCAAACCUGGUGUCACUCCAGUGGAAGUGAUGCCAGUAUUCCCUGACUUCGAGAUGUGGAAAUAUCCAUGUGCUCAAGUCAUAUUUGACUCAGACCCUGCACCUGCUGAUAAGAAUAUUGCUGGACAGAUGGAGGCUAUGUCACAAGCUAUGAUUCGAGGUGUGAUGGACGAAAGUGGAGAACAAUUUGUAGCAUAUUGUCUACCCACUGAAGAAACUCUAAUGAAACGCCGCCGUGAUGUGCAAGAGAACAUGAUAUACUUGGACGAUGACACAUAUGAAUACAAGAUGGCAAGAGAGUACAACUGGAAUGUCAAAAGUAAAGCUUCAAAGGGCUAUGAGGAAAAUUAUUUCUUGGUUGUCCGUAACCAUUGUGUAUACUACAAUGAACUCGAGACACGGGUGCGUCUAUCAAAACGACGUGCCCGUGCAGGUGCCGCUGCCCAGGCUCUCACAAGACUGGUUGUAACACACAGGCCACUCAGUGCCACUGAACAUCGCAUGUUGAGACUCAGAGAGAAGCAACUGGAACCUCCACAAGAAGAAGAUGAGGAAGAAGAAAAUGAUGAGGAAGAAGAGGAAGACAAAGGAGAUCAGAAUGAGGAGAAAGAAAGAUCCAGGUCUCGUUCCAAAUCUGGAUCCAAAUCCCCACAGGGCUCUGAGAAGUCUAAAGGGUCGAACAGGUCCAGAUCAGGGUCUCGUGAACGAUCCAGAUCUAAGUCCAAAUCAAGGAGUCGCUCACGUUCGGGCUCUGGGUCCAGGAAGUCUAGGUCCCGUUCAGGAUCUGCGCAAUCUGGUUCUGUUAGAUCUGGCUCAGGGCGAUCUCGUUCGCGAUCCCGGUCUCGUUCCAAAUCUGGUUCACGAGCUUCAUCCCGCGCUUCUUCCCGUGCAAGCUCUAAGAGUGGGAAAGGCUCACGGGCUAGCUCCGGCAGUCGAGGCUCUAAAGCUAGUUCUAAAGGCAGCGAUAAGGGUUCCCGCGCAAGUUCUCGGGCAUCAUCCCGUGGCAGCAAGCGAUCCUCCCGGGCGUCAUCACGCGCGUCCCGGGCUUCGUCUAAAGCAUCUGGGUCUAAGGCAUCGUCUAGAGCCAGCUCGAAAAGACAUUCUGGGAGCGGUUCCGACAGGUCGAGAAGUCGAUCGGCUAGUGGUUCAAGACAAGGUUCGCGUAGUGGUUCAGCAUCUAGAGCGUCGUCUAGUCACAGCGAUUCUGAGUGA
Messenger RNA from Arctia plantaginis, 1788 nucleotides. NCBI's taxonomy places the organism in Eukaryota, Metazoa, Arthropoda, Insecta, Lepidoptera, Erebidae. The record is from the annotation of a GenBank genome assembly.